Molecule: messenger RNA, 6461 nt
Organism: Harpegnathos saltator (Jerdon's jumping ant)
Lineage: Eukaryota; Metazoa; Arthropoda; Insecta; Hymenoptera; Formicidae
Molecular function (GO): guanyl-nucleotide exchange factor activity
Source: RefSeq, a predicted model, not a curated record
GUUCGCGCGCGUUGCAUCGCAUACGCGCGAUAUGCCGUGGUACUUCGAUAGUGAAACGAUUCGCGAGUGGUGGAACGUACGUCGCCGUUGACGGCCGACAUUUUGCCGAAGUCGGAGAUACUCCGAAGAAUCUACGGUGGGGCGACUCGAGACGACGGCGACGGCGACGGCGACGACGACGACAACGGCGGCGACGGCGACGGCGAUCGUCAUCGUCACCAUGGCCUACGUGCUCUGGAGAGUAAUCAUGAAGAGGUAUUGCAAGGUGCGGCUGGGUCUUAGGAAUCUACCGGUGAUACCGGCGGAUCGCCGGCCGCCGGAGAAGGAGGAGACGUGGACGUUGGCCAGCGAUCAGCAGCAGAAUCCGUGCGCCUUCGCCGACGACAACGUCGAGUCCAGCAAGGGCCCGAAAGCGGCAUCGCAGAAUCCCGAGAAGAUCAAGGCGCCGCCGAGCAGCGCGGAGGUGACCUCGUGCGCGGACACCAACGAGAACGCGGAUAAUGCCCUGCCGCGCAGCCAGGAGACGAGAAAGAGCAAGACGAAGAAGGUGAAGAGCUACCUGAGGAAGUGCAAGGGCGCUCUGUCGAAGGGCGACGAGAGCGUCGCGGAGAAGAGACGCCAGGAGAACUGCACUUCCUGGUACUUGGAGGACGUGGCGACGGCCACCGUGGCCUGCGUGAGCAGUCGCGACGAAUCCGCGGAGAGGUACACGGAACUCGCCGAAGAGAGGCUCGAGCAGGAACCCGUGGACGAGCCCGCGCCGGAGACGCUCGGGGCGAGUCUCCCGAAGGGCGAGAACCUCGACGAGACUACCGCGGACGAGGCUCUCGCCAGGCUGUUGGAGGAAGAUCGCAGAGCUGAUCUGAACAGAAGCAGGACGUCCCUGUACGAGGACGCCAAGGACUCGGGCCCGGAGCAGUGCGCGCCAGAGGACGAGAAUACCCGGAACAAAGAGCCGGAGCAAUUCCGCGAGGACGAGAAGAAGGACGACGCGGUCUCGCUCGAGACGUUGACAGCGGAAGACACGAACCUGAACAAGUGCGACUCGAGCGACACGCUGAUAGCGGAAGCGACGGAGGCGGGCGUGUAUCUCGAAGCGGAACCGGCGGUCGUCGCGGAGGAAGCCGAGAAAGCGGAAGUGUCCAUCGAUGGCGACGACCAGGCGACGUUACCGGUUCCUGCGUUCUGCGGGAGCCGCGGUGACUUCGCCUCCCUGGUCCGCAAGUUGCUCGGGCCGAUUUACGGCGACGGUGUUAUGAGCCUGCUGAUAAGACAAGCCCGGGACAUCCUGGUGUGCGCUUAUCACGGCAACCUGGAGAACUUCGUCCGGACUUAUCUGUCGCCCGCUGCUGCGCUGCUGGCGGAAGUCAAGAGCGUCGCCUGCGAAACGGAGAACGAGGCGGUGGUGCCAGAGGGCUGGCCUCUGACGUUGGCCGGCAGCGGCCUCGUCCUGCAGCUCGGCGAGCUCGAGGCCUCCGCGCUCCGUCUCGGGGAAUGUUACCUGUGCGUACGCAGCGCGGCUGCAACUGCGACUGCAACCACCUCGUCGGUCACGGCCGCUGCUGAAGCCGCCGAGCGGAAUACCGUUGAGAUAGCAGUGGUCUGGCGAGCGACGUCGAUGAGGGCGCCGGGGAUUUUGGGUUGGGACCGCGAGGACGAGUUCAUGGACUGGCGGGACCUGACGAGCAAGGGUCAGUCGAGCUCGUCGGGUGCGACGAGCAGCAGCCUCGGCGGCGGCGGCGGCUCUCAGUCGUCGGCGGGCGCGAUGAAGACGAGCCGGCCGCGCCGGAGGUCGCGCGAAGAGGCGCGUCCUCGAACGCGCGAGAGCAGCCGGACCAACGCCGAGCAUCGGCGCGAAGAAACCAGGUCGAUCGACAGGCUGGAGCAGCAGUCGUCGCGCGAGGACCGCGCGAUGGACCGCGAGGCCGGCCGUCAGCAUACCGCCACGGUGAUGAAGUCGCGCUCCGCGUCCAGCGUGGACGCCUGGAAGGAGGAGCUCGGCGGCGACGGCGAGCUCGAGCGAGGCUCGGCCCGCAGGGCGCACCAUCACUAUCCCAGGAACUGCUCUAGUCCGAGCGGCGACGAGAGCCGCGCCAAGGUGAAGCGGUGCGCCAAGGUCGUCUCCACAAUCACCAUGGAGAAGUGGAAGGAGAGCAGCAGGUGCGAAACGCGCAGCAGGUCGGUCGCACCGGACGACCUGAAGAGCCCGACGUUGUUCGAGGAGAGCCUGCUGCGGCAGGAUAACGCUGCCACGAGCGACGACUCCGGCGCGAAGGACCUCGAUGACAGAGUGCGCCACGCGGGCGGCCCGGACGACAUCAGCGACGAGGACCUGCCGGCGUACAUAGGCAAUCUGCUCGUCACCGUCGAGAGAAAGAUCGAGAGGGUCUCGCUCGACGACAUGACGUUCCCCUGCCCAGCCUGCAGGAACAUCGACACGGACGACCCGCUAUUGGGCUGCAGAUGCGCCGGCGACGACUGCGGCUGCGGCGCCGGCGAGGAUAACUGCGACUGCGCCUCCUCCGUCACGGCCUCGCGGAAGGAGCAGUCCGCCAAGAGCUUCGAGGUCGCCGGGAUUAAACAUAUCGACAGCGACGACGAGGAGGAGGUGCGGAUGGGAUUCGGUAACAAAAAGCGAGUGGACGAGGUAGCAGCGCCGAGGUCCAUCCACGACUUGCCGGAGGACGUCCUCACAUGCGGCCUGACGCUUCCCGGAUACACGGACGUGGCCGGGAGGCCGGUAAUCGUGUUCGAGGACCACGCGUCCGCGAGGGAAACCCUGUCCGUACGAGAGACUUCGUCUUUCCUGCUCUACCUCGCUCGUCUACCCAGCUCCGAUCACACGAAGAACGGCUUCACGCUCUUCGUGCGCGCCGACUCCAAGGAGACUCUGGACUUCGUGGACAACGUGCUGCUGCUGCUGCAGGGCAGGAUCAAUGUCGCUCUAGUGCUCCGCGCCGUCGCCGCGCCGGUGGACGGCCCCGCCGAGUCGAUCUUACCUCUCAGCAGCGUCCAGGCCGUCGUCGUGAAUGACGCCACUCUCGCCAAGUAUAUUCCCAGGCGAGAAGAGAAUCACGAGCAGAUGCUAUGGAUCGCUUUUUAUAAGGAGUACGACGGCCUCAUGACGGAGUGGCAAUCAGCCGGUCGCAGAUUGGCCCUCGAAAUGUCGGAGCUGAAGGAAUGCACGAGCCUGUCCGGCACUUUGACGCCUCUCGGUCGGCUCCUCACGGACCCCACAUUGAGAAGAACGUCUAGAGAUGCCGAGGAGGCCAUCGCCGCGCUGGAGGAACGCGCGGCCCCGCUCCUGCACGUCGAGCACGUUAGAUUGUCGGUGAAACGAGCCCGGAGACUGGUGGAGGAGGUGGGUAAGGCCGCCACCAGGCUGGAGUCGUCGUUCGAGUCGCGACGCGCGACUAUCCGCAAUCUCGCGGUUCUGCGGAGCAUCGAGGAUCAGGCGCACGAGAUAUUAUCCUGGCUCUGCAAGAAAGGCGAGGACAUCCUGUCGAAGCACGCACAGCACACUGCGACGAACCUGACGUCGGCGCGGCUUCACGAGCGGGAAUUCGAGAAGUUUUACUUCACGUCGAUGAGACACCUGGACAAAGGGAGCGACCUUGCCGAGGCGGCGAGCGCGAGCGGGUGCGCGAGUCGCGGUCUGCAGCAUCUACGCGGAUUCGGCUCCCGGCUGGAGGACAGACGCGAGUACCUGGAGGACACGUCGAGAUGUUGCCUCCUGCAGGACCGCGCCUACGAGUGGGCGCAAGAGGCUCGCAUGGCGAGCGACAGGAGGUCCCAGCAAUUCCUCAUGGCGAGGCCGCCGUUGCCGCCCGAGCACUUCAGCGAGAUGAUGACCUUGGCGGAGAAACUCGGCAACGAGGUCCUGCUGGAGCAAUGCCGUAUCGCUAGGAACAAGUGCGCGGAAGCGCUAGAAAUCGCCAGGACCACCUCCGCCCCUGGGAGCCCAGCGAGGAGAAGAUCCUUCGCCGCUUCCGAGUCCACCUCUUGGGACGACACUUUGAUCAAAAGAACGUCUUGGGACGACAGCGACAGUAGCGCGUCUUACGCUUGUCCGAUGGAAAGCGUCGGCUCAGCUGGCAGCGGCGGCCGACCGGUGCUGGACAACAUCGCCGAACUUCGGGAGAGCGCCGAGCAGCUGCUGGACUCGCCGCCACGGACACCCCCGCGAAGCCCGGCACCGCGGAGGCUGGUGAAGCCACCGGUGAAUUCUCACCUGCACAGAUCAGCCAGCAUCGCGCCGGGGAUGAAGACGAAAAAAACAAUACUGCUCAUAAUGAGGGAGAUGAUACAGACUGAACGGGACUACGUGAAAUCCCUCGAGUACAUAAUAGAGAACUACAUACCGGAACUCGUGCGAGAGGACAUCCCGCAGGCGCUCCGUGGCCAGAGGAACGUGAUUUUCGGGAAUGUCGAGAAGAUAUACGAAUUUCACAGCCAGCACUUUCUGCGCGAAUUGGAGCAGUGCGAGCAAUCGCCCAUGUUAGUGGGACAGUGUUUCCUCAGACAUGAGAAGAAGUUUUAUCUCUACGCCCUGUACAAUAAAAACAAGCCAAACUCGGACUCGCUCAUGGCGGAAUACGGCACGAGCUUCUUCAAGCAGAAGCAGCUGGAGCUGGGCGACAAAAUGGACCUCGCCAGUUACCUGCUGAAGCCGGUCCAGCGAAUGGGCAAAUACGCUCUGUUACUUCAGCAAUUAGUCAAAGCCGGCACGGAUCUGUCGGAGCAAUUGUCCGGCAAGGAGGAGAAGGAGGAGAAAGAGGACAGCAUGAAACCGAUGGUCGAGGGUGAGGCGGAUUUGAGAGCGGCCGAGCAGAUGGUACGAUUUCAGCUGCGCCACGGAAACGAUCUUCUGGCGAUGGAUUCGCUUCGCGAUUGCGACGUAAACGUGAAAGAACAAGGCAGACUGCUGCGGCAAAACGAGUUUUUAGUCUGGCAAGGAAAGGGCAAGAAGUGCCUGCGUCAAGUUUUCUUAUUCGAAGAUCUUAUACUUUUUAGCAAAGCGAGGAGAUUCCCCGACAGGAAGAAUCUUGACAUUUACAUCUACAAACAUAGCAUUAAGACGACGGACAUCGGUCUGACCGCCGUUAUCGCGGACUCGCCCACUAAAUUCGAGAUCUGGUUCCGCAAGCGGAAACCGGGCGACACGUACACGCUGCAGUGCGCGAGCGAGGACAUCAAGAAGGCCUGGACCGAGGAACUUAGCAACCUUCUGUGGAAACAGGCGCUUCGAAACAGAGAAGUGCGCCUGGCGGAGAUGUCGAGCAUGGGCAUUGGGAACAAACCGUGUUUAGAUAUAAGGCCUAGUGCGGAUCAGAUUAACGAUCGCUCCAUCAGCGUAGCUCAACUCUCUAAGACACCUAGAUUCAGAAACUCUAUAGCGGUGUCGAUGUCGGAGGAUUCCAGUCGCUGCAGCAGGAGACCGCAUAGCGUGAUCUCCGUUAGUUCGUCCUCGAGCAGCGGCGGCAGCAGCGGCCCCCCUACGACACUCAAUCUCGGAUUGGACACAAGCCCGCGACCUCAUCAUCGUAGUACCACGCUCAACAGCCAGUGCAGCGUCGAAAGCGGUAUUAUCGCUGAUAUCUCGAUCGUGUCGGACGACGGAGGUGAUGGCACCGAGAGAAGUCAUUGGAAUUCCACGUUGGAGAGUCCUACGUCGCAUUUACCUACGACCUCCACCCCCUUGCAGUCGCCGACCAGCGCGACGGCGGCAACGGUUACGCCCGCUUCUUCGACCGAUACGAAUCUCACGUCUUACGAUCAAGACAUGUCUAUUAAUCUGUGAAUCCUUCUCGACACGGGGAACAGUCGCGAAGAAGCGAUAGUGUAUAUCAUCGAUUCACUUGCAAGUUUGUGUUACGAUCACGGAGAACGUGACACGUCGUCGUGGCAUAUUUAGUUAGGUGCAAUGAGGCAAUAUCGUCGCACGCGUACUGUAGCAUUAGGGCGACAUUUGCAGCCUUGAGCAAUUGAUAGUUCAAUGACGUAACGAUGGGAAAGAACACCAAGUCGCAUGCAAUUCGGUAGGUCGCCGCAUUACGCUUAACACGUGUGCCCAGCUACGAGUUUGUAAUCGCAUUACAUAAACGUAGAUUAUUUUCCUAAGGCUGCGGAGAUGGUACCGAAUCAGACCGGCGUUUUACAGCUCCCGAGUGAGAAUCUCAUCUGUCUGUGAAUCUAUCUUUUGAUACGCUUCGAAAUCCACAGAUCCAUGUGAGAUCGCGUAACCGUUACCUAUGAAGCUCACCGAGAAUCUUUUUGAAGUAAUAGCAACCUGUAUUUUCUUAUGCUGUCAUUGAUUUCACGUAUGUGCUCAAGACGACGCUAGAUAGACGUGUGCUACCAAAUGUAAGAUUGCAUGUCGGGAUAUGCUACAGUACUAUAAACGAUAUGCACUGGUCGCCAUCCUCAUUUACACUGGCAUUCCUGAUUACAGCGGCGGGAAA